AUGGCCCCCAUCAACGAAACUGCUUCGCCCAUUGGUAUUGCCAACCUCCCAAACCAGCGACACAAGAUUGUUGCUAAGCGGGGUGCGGCUUUUACUAUUAUGGUUGCUGGAGAGUCUGGAUUGGGAAAGACCACGUUCAUCAACACUCUGUUUUCCACCACCAUCAAGAACUACGCCGACCACAAGCGCCGACACCAGAAGCAGAUCGACCGAACUGUCGAGAUUGAAAUCACCAAGGCCGAAUUAGAGGAGAAGUUCUUCAAAGUUCGCUUGACCGUUAUUGAUACCCCCGGAUUUGGUGACUACGUCAACAACCGCGAUUCCUGGCAACCGGUUAUCGAGUUCCUGGAUGACCAGCAUGAGUCUUACAUGUUGCAGGAGCAGCAGCCCCGCCGAACAGACAAGAUUGACAUGCGUGUCCACGCGUGCCUGUAUUUCAUCCGCCCAACUGGACACACCCUGAAGCCCCUGGACAUUGAGGUCAUGAAGCGCCUGAGCUCCCGUGUUAACCUGAUUCCCGUUAUCGCCAAGGCCGACACUCUCAGCCCUGCCGACCUCGCCCGGUACAAGCAACGGGUCCAAGCCGUGAUUGAAGCCCAGGGCAUCAAGAUCUACACCCCUCCCGUGGAAGAGGACGACGAGACUGCCGCCACUCACGCUCGCAGCUUGCAGGCUGCCAUGCCUUUCGCUGUUAUCGGCUCCGAAAAGGAUGUGAAGACCAACGAUGGCCGCGUGGUCAAGGGCCGUCAAUAUGCUUGGGGUGUCGCCGAAGUCGAGGAUGAAGAGCACUGCGACUUCAAAAAGCUGCGCUCAAUUCUCGUCCGUACCCACAUGCUUGAUCUCAUCCACACAACCGAGGAGCAACACUACGAAGCGUACCGCGCACAACAAAUGGAGACCCGGAAAUUCGGUGAGGCCCGACCGAGGAAGCUCGACAACCCCAAGUUCAAGGAAGAGGAAGAGAACCUGCGCAAACGCUUUACCGACCAAGUCAAGCUCGAGGAAUCGCGGUUCCGACAGUGGGAGCAGAAGCUCAUUGCAGAGAGGGAUCGCCUCAACAAGGACCUCGAGGCCACCCACGCUGCUAUCAAGUCGCUGGAGGGAGAAAUCGAGGGGCUGCAGGGAUCAUCCACUAGGAGCCACGGCCGUCGCUAG
Aspergillus versicolor CBS 583.65 is the source of this 1155-nucleotide messenger RNA. RefSeq names its product septin CDC12 (gene aspC). Bases 1 to 1155 code for a protein of 384 amino acids. The record is from RefSeq and is a predicted model, not a curated record. Gene Ontology annotation, cellular component: septin ring; cytosol; septin complex. The transcript has 7 exons. Gene Ontology annotation, biological process: cytoskeleton-dependent cytokinesis. Lineage: Eukaryota; Fungi; Ascomycota; Eurotiomycetes; Eurotiales; Aspergillaceae. Gene Ontology annotation, molecular function: molecular adaptor activity; GTPase activity; GTP binding.